GUAUUACAGGACCUGGCUGGGGAGCAGGGCCUGGCUGGAAUUUGAAUAGAACAAAAGAAAGCUCAUUGAGCUCUUGAGUCUGAUGUCUGCAUAAACCAGAGACUGAUUCUGGAAACCCCAGGCACCCCUCCUGGCAAGAGGCUGGCAUUUCUGGGAUAGGACUAGGCAAAAACAGGAAGGUAAGAUUUCUUGGGUCUUUUCCCUGUUUGACAUCAGCAACCUGGCACCAAAGAACUUUACCUUCUUUCAUCUUUCCACCCCAUCCUUCCUCCCUGUCUCAUCUCCCUGGGAAAAGCAGCCCCUACUUCAUCAUCCCCAAGGUACCCCAGUACCAAAAAGGGCCUUGUCCCGGCUUCUCACUCUGGAUGUAACUGUUCCAGCCAAGACUCAUCCUCAGCCAGAAGGACUUGCUUUAGGGACCCAUUCUCAUCAAUUUCUCCUGAUAAGACAGGCAGGCUAGGACAGGAAGUAUAUAGAGGGGAAGAUGAAGGCAAGUUGGUGCUGGCCUGCCCUCUGCUCCCACCCCACCCAAAAUUCCCCUAUCAGAAUUUGUGUGUGUUCAUAUGAUUGUGUGACUGGAUGAUUGUGAAGACACAACUGUGUGGGAGUGGGACUUUGAGGCCAACUGGGGCUAUAUGAUUCUGUCCUUGGUUGUCUGACCAUGUGAGGUUGACUGAGUGAUUGAGGUGUGGCUAUGAAUGUGACUAUGGGUAUAUGAGUAUGAAUGUCCAUCAUUGGAUACCACCGUGGAUCCUUAGCUGCCCUUACUUGGCCACUGUGUCAUCAGCCUUCACAUCAUGCAGUACCCCUCUCUCCAGCUUCUCUGUCCAGGGCUUAGAAGCCAUGGGAAAUGGCAGCCCUAGAAGAGGAAGGGGUCUGUGGCAAUUAGGGCUCAGGAAUGUCACAGGAUGAGCAAUACAUCUUCACCUGCCUCUGACUCACCUGGUGCCCCAGGUAAAAGGCACCCAGAUAAAAGGUAGGGGAGGAGGAGAAGAGAGAAGUAUCCAAGCUGAGCAGCAUGAAGGGGCCCUCACCCACAAGCAGCCUCCUUCUGCUACUGCUGCUGCUGACCCCAGACCCUGGAGCAGCACUGCUACUGUCACCCAGCAUUACCUGCUGUACUCAGCUCUACCGCCAGCCACUCUCGAACAAGCUACUAAGGAAAGUCAUCCGGGUGGAACUGCAGGAAGCUGAUGGGGACUGUCACCUCCAGGCCUUCGUGCUUCACUUGUCUCGACGCAGUGUCUGCAUCCAUCCUCAGAACCGCAGCCUAGCUCGGUGGUUUGAGCGCCAAGGGAGGAGAUUCCAGGGUAUUCUGCCUAACCUGAAUUUGGAGCUGAUAGGGAAAAUGGACCAGGGGCCCUAAUAGCCAAAAUAAUAAAGCAUCA
Messenger RNA from Acinonyx jubatus (cheetah), 1388 nucleotides. RefSeq names its product C-C motif chemokine ligand 27 (gene CCL27). Lineage: Eukaryota; Metazoa; Chordata; Mammalia; Carnivora; Felidae. Gene Ontology annotation, cellular component: extracellular region. Gene Ontology annotation, biological process: immune response; positive regulation of T cell chemotaxis. The transcript has 3 exons. Gene Ontology annotation, molecular function: chemokine activity. Bases 1019 to 1366 code for a protein of 115 amino acids. The record is from RefSeq and is a predicted model, not a curated record.